Molecule: messenger RNA, 1484 nt
Organism: Phialemonium atrogriseum
Lineage: Eukaryota; Fungi; Ascomycota; Sordariomycetes; Cephalothecales; Cephalothecaceae
Exons: 3
Coding region: 81-1283 (400 amino acids)
Cellular component (GO): endoplasmic reticulum
Source: RefSeq, a predicted model, not a curated record
GUUCAAGCUGCCCGGCUAGGUAUCACGGCACAACCAUCUCUUCCAACGGCCACGCUUCAGCUCUGGCAACUUCUCCCAAGAUGAAGCUUCUAACCGGCCUCGUCUCAGCAGCUCUUGCUGGUCUCACCAUCGCUGCGACACCGGAGACCGCCGACGUCUAUCUCUUUGGAACGGAUAUCCCAAGCUCCGGGGAUGCACACCCACGGAUGCCAAAAGAGAUCGCUCGCCACAUCCUGCUGCGGAGGACAUCAAGAGACAGAUAUGGCAGCGCUCUAGGCGACAUUCCAAACACCAUCGACGAAGAGACGGCGAUAUCACACAUCAACAAGUUCGGAAAGAGUCGAGCGCCGCUAUUCGGAGCCACGACAGAUGAGGUGGAACCCGCGCAAUUGGUCGUCGUGUUGGAGGGCAUUACCGCGGAAAACGCGAGGCCUUUGAGGGAAGCCCUCGCCAAGACGCAGCAACAGCCUGCUUUCUUCGUCUCGGACCCCCCAUCAUCGGCUGCCAACCGCCUCCUCAUUCGCGACUUCCACGCUGCCGGAGUUUCAAGUCAAGAAGGCUGCACCUUGGCCUCCGCCGUGAACCCCAACGAUGACUCCUGCUGGCAGAGCGCGUCCGUGGUCGUGGCGUUCGACGUUCGCAAGGCCCCCGGCACUAUCGACACCCUCGUCUCCAAUCUAAACCGCCUCGCCUUGUUCGUCUCUAACGGCGAGGUCGAAGCCGCCCUCGUCCUGCUACCCGAGUCCAGCCGCUCCACGGGCGCCUCCUCCUGGGCCGCGAAGCCCUCGGGGCCCAGCGACCUCCGGCGGCGCGACUCAGCCGAGACGGUUCUCUCCGACAGCAGCUCGAGCAGCGAAACCACUCGGCCUGCCUCGUCUCCGGCCGGCGCCGGCCCCUUCCCCUUCGCCCAGGACGAGCCCGGCUCCCGCAUCCCGCAGUGCUUCCAGUCGCAGAACAGCUGCGACGCGCGCACCAAGGGGUGCUCGGGCCACGGCGCCUGCGUGGACAAGUACGCCAGCGACCCCAGGACCAAGCUCGUCUGCUUCGCCUGCCAGUGCCAGAGGCAGAUCCUGCCCCCCGGGGAAGGCAGGCCCGGCAACAAGACCAUCUUUUGGGGGGGCAACAUGUGCCAGAAGAAGGACAUCAGCUCGCCCUUCUGGCUCAUCGCGGGCUUCACCGUCACCAUCGUGGGCGUCCUCUCCUUUGCCAUUAGCCUGCUCUUCAACGUCGGCGAGGAGACGCUGCCGGGCGUCAUCGGCGCUGGUGUGAGUCGGGCGAAGUAAUGGGGGAUGUUUUCCCCGGCUUUCUUUCUCUUUUUCUUUUGCAUUGCGGACAUACCAGUGUUUCGGGUUCAUGUAUGUAGCAUCAGUAAUGUUGUAUUUCUAUAUGGCGUCCCAUCGGCAGCACAUCACCAGAUUUAGGUAGACAAACUUGUCCCUUCUCUCUGAAGGCUUGGCAUCCCAGUGACACUGCAAUGUCGCAUU